Recurvomyces mirabilis is the source of this 1497-nucleotide messenger RNA. RefSeq lists its product as uncharacterized. The transcript is spliced from 3 exons. NCBI's taxonomy places the organism in Eukaryota, Fungi, Ascomycota, Dothideomycetes, Mycosphaerellales, Teratosphaeriaceae. The record is from RefSeq and is a predicted model, not a curated record. Bases 1 to 1497 code for a protein of 498 amino acids. Gene Ontology annotation, cellular component: membrane.
AUGGCAGGUAGCGACGCAGAGAACCGCUCUGGAGACGAGGAGCCGGAGAAGCAUAAGGAAGAGUCUGAAGAUGCGCGAGGGUCUGGCGGCGAUGAGAACCAGGACGAAGAGCAACAAGGAGGACCGCCAGCUCCCGUGGGCUUCUGGCAUCCCAAGCUAAACCAUGUACGCAAGGAAGCGAUGACAAAAUGGACCAUUACAACUGCAUUCCUCAUGGCAUUCAUAUUGGCCGUGCUGUCGAUCUACUGGGGCGCCCUCUACCAUGUCGAGAAGAACAUCUCGUCUCUUGUGAUAUAUGUGGUGGACAUGGACGGACAGACAGCGCCUUACAACACCAACGGACAUGAGCCAAUCGUAGGACCGCUCAUCACAAAUCUUGCGCGAACAAUGGUCGCCAGCGAAACACCUACAUUGGGAUGGGGCGUUGUAUCAGGGGCAGACUUCGGCUAUGAUCCUAUGCAGGUGCGACAGGCGGUGUACAACUGGGACGCUUGGGCGUCGAUCGUGAUCAACCCGAACGCAACAGCGAUGCUGUAUUCAGCGCUGGAAAAUGGCAACACUUCGUACGACCCUAUGGGCGCUUGCCAAUUGACCUACAUUGACUCUCGAGACGACACGAACUGGUACGACUUCAUGUCCCCCAUCAUCAGCGCAUUCAUGACCGAAGCAACGACGAAAGUUGGACAAGAGUGGACGUCCAUGGUUAUGCAAAAUGCGACGACAGAUGCCGCUCUAGUCCGCAACGCUGCUAGGGUACCGCAAGCGCUCAGCCCGGCCAUUGGAUUCAGCCAGUACAACCUGCGACCCUUCUAUCCGUACCAGAUUAUCCCGUCUGUCAGUAUCGGUCUGAUCUACCUGAUCAUCGUUUCCUUCUUCUCGUUUGCGUUCUACCUGCCUAUUCACUUCAAGUAUCUUAAGCCAGAAGGUCAUCCGCCACUCAAGUUCUACCAGCUUGUAAUCUGGCGUUGGUGUGCGACGAUCUCAGCCUACUUCAUGCUUUCGCUAGCAUAUUCCUUCGUUUCGCUCGCCUUUCAGAUCAACUUCUCUGGAGGGAAUCCAGUUACUUCUGAGACGCAGGUGACCUGGACAGUGGAUGGGUAUACGAACCCUGAUGGCUGGGGUAAUGCCACUUUUCCGGUCUACUGGAUGCUCAACUUCUUCGGCAUGAUAGCGCUCGGCCUCGCUUGCGAGAACGUAGCGAUGAUCGUAGGGCAACCGUGGACGGGGCUGUGGCUCAUCUUCUGGGUCAUCACGAAUGUCAGCACGGCAUUCUACGACAUCGACAUAGAGCCUCACUUCUACUACUGGGGUUAUGCAUGGCCUUUGCAUUAUGUGGUCGAGGGAAGCAGGCAGAUCCUGUUCGGUCUUCACAACAGGCUGGGACUUGACUUUGGCGUUUUGAUUGCUUGGGGUGCUGUCAAUAGUGUCUUGUUUCCGUUCUGCUGUUAUUUCAUGAGGUGGAAGAGCAAGCAUCACGUCCAUGAAUAUUACAAGUAG